Molecule: messenger RNA, 2795 nt
Organism: Physcomitrium patens
Lineage: Eukaryota; Viridiplantae; Streptophyta; Bryopsida; Funariales; Funariaceae
Molecular function (GO): protein binding
Source: RefSeq, a predicted model, not a curated record
AAAAUUUUCUUUGGAAUCUCCAUAAUAGAACACCUCCCCACACUUCUCCAAAAGUACUGCUACCAAAUUCAUAGUUUACCACAUGUUCAUGAAAUUCCUGCCACAGCUUGUGCAUUUGCCAAUUGCUACAAAUAGCCCCGUCUCCGUAGGUCCCUUCUUCUGAAAAUCUCACAAUCUCUCCACAGCUUGGUUUCAGAUUCGCGAAGCUGGCUGUGUGCCAGAGGAGUUCGCAGCGUCGUUGGUGGUAGAUGGUUCGAGUUCUGAGAAUAGUGCGAAUGGUUUCGGAGUGACUUCUCACUCAUGGAGGACAUGGAUGCGUUGGUGAGAGGGGUGAUGCUGCAGAAUCCGGGGGUGGGGCUCGGAUCUAUCAGGUUUCUGGGAUCGGAAUGGGUGUGGGUUGCGAUUCUAGCUACCGUUGUGAUUGCGGUCUUCUCACUGACGAGGGUGAGUGUUGUGAGCGUGGGCUGGUCAUGGGGAGCCAAGCCGGGCCAUGUGCGACUGCGGCUGCUCUCGUUCUCCUCCAUGUCCGAUGGCAGCAUUGUCACUGCAAGCGGGAUGUUCAGUGCCAAAAUGUUGAGCUGCUCCUCAGAUUCCUGCAACGAAGCUGCUUCGAACUCCUCGACUUGUGCAUCGGAAGCCGCCAGCAAAGUGGCUGCGGAAAUGUUCUUCAUCUUCGAGAAGAAGACUUCGCCAUGCUCCCUGCUGCCCAAGAAGGAACCCUUCGCUGGUCGCGUUCUCUCUGAGAAGAUUGUUUUAAGGCGAACAAAAUCUGCGGGCUCUCGGACGAUCGCAGACAAAUCCUUGUUAGUUCCUCUUCAACGCAUUGGAAGUACGGCACCGGUUGUGAAGCGCGAGGGAGUCGACUGGGAUGUGUCGCCAGCUUUCCUCCCAUCUCGUAAUGCCGAUUACAUCUUACUCUUCUGGGCGCAAUCUCUCACGGAGCCCUUCGCAUGCACAGCUCCUCCCUCUCUCUCAUGUACAGUCUCUAAACCUUCGUCUUAUGAAUGGGAUCCUCUCUUGAAGCUUAGAAUACGCGACGCCGUCUUCAGUGACCGUCACCCUGUCUACCAAUUGGGAGAAACAGGAUCCCUAAUCAGAACAAGCCGGGCGAACGAUGUAGUCAGAUUAUGGGACAGUAAGACCGAAUCCACUCUGAAGAUGCUUCACCUCCCGAACAGAUUCUCCGGCGUGAUCACUGUUUUUGAUGUGAAUUGGGAGCCGAAAGUUGCCGUUCUCGGAAACGUCGGGGGAUUGGUCUGCAUUGCAAAUCUCGUGUGUCCCACAUUCGAGAAGAUCUACCAGACAUACCACUCCGUGAUGCAGUGCGUCCACUUGGACAGAAGCGAAGCAUCCAAUACAUUGUUUACAGGCGGACCAGUAACGGCCAAUCCUGGGUGCACCGUUUCGUUGUGGGAUAGGAGGGCGAACAGCAGGCAAAUGUCACUCAACUUGAGCUCCGCUAGCACCUUUUACGGUAUCGGAUCCCAAGAUCACGAGCUCUACGUGCGAGACGGAGCCGUCUCGCUCGUUGUUCACGACGUGAGAAUGCUGAGUCCGUCCUGCUUGAGGAGAGUUCCAUGUGACUUGAGCUACGAAAGCGCUUCAAACCACAGAUGGAGGGAUGUUGCCGUGGCUGUCAAGGCCGCGAACGGAGAUGUCGAUGCAGAAUUCUGGAACUACCAAGCUGCUAACGUAGGGAAGACCACCUCGGUGACUUGCGUGGGCAGCGUUGUUGCAGCCUUGAGCCGCAACCUCACCGUUAAGUCACCAUCCAUGUGAAAACCCUCACAGAUGGCAGCAAACCUCUUCUUUUUCUGUUAGGGCUGACUCUUCAUCUCACUGCUCUGCCAUCGUACUGCUCCCAUCCAAGCCUCACGAUACCAGUAUCGAUCGCAAGUUGAACACAGGAACCUUAGUUAUUCGACACUCACUCGGGUUGUAGCCUCGAGACGAUGUUUCGCCCCACCCCAUCAAUUAGCAGUGGGUAAAGGUGUGAUUCUCGCACACCUGGAGGCUGUGAACUUCCUUGGGCUUCCAGUAGGGGGAUGGAUUGAUAGCAAGUUUUUCCCUCAGGAGCUGUUUCUACGACGACCGGUCUUCGAUUCAGUCGGCAAAUUGCUCCGGUGGAUGUUUGUAAUGAACACCGACGACGAGUCAUCUCCCUUGUUCUGUCGUAGACGUCAUCAGGCCCAUGAAAAGUCAGCUCCCUGGCGAUGGAGGGACGUUUGCAGCUCAACAUCUCCACCGCACCGUCUUUCCUGUUCCUGCAACACCAGAAUCUCUUGUGCAGCAAACCUUUCAAUCCAUUCCGUUCAUGUGUUUCUUCAGACUUCUACUGCCGGAGUCUUUCCAUCUGUGUGUUUGCUUCUUCUUCUCCAAUCAUGUUUCGUGUUACCUCGUCGGUGAGCUUCAAAGUUCAGUGACCAGUGGCGAUGGCGAUGGCGGCAUUUCCGAGGCUGCAAAACGACGUCCAGUUUGAAGCCGAAACCCAAACUCUGGGUACCAAUUGGAGUAUUUUCCCUUGAUUUUUGUUUUCAGGAGGGAUAAUUGAUAGCACGCUUUGUUUUUCAUUAAUGAUUUAUUUAUUUAUUUUAGAGGUGUCACAAAUUCAUUCUUAUAUUAUUAUUACCAGUAUAGACUGUACUUGUGAUUGAGUUUUGAUCUCCCAAUUUAGAAUUUCAAAAAACAUAGGUUCGAUAGUUUUCAACCUAACACUCAGCUAGGUGAACAUAUUCCUGAAUUGUCUACAACGAAAUUUCUAGUCUUAAAUUGAAAUCAAAUUUUUUUGACCUAAA